AUGAAAAUUGCGCGCUCAACGACCAACGGCAUCGGCGCCAAUACCGAAGGCCUGUCGGCCGCUGAGAAGCUGCAGCAGCAGCACGAGCUCAAGGAAGCCCAAGAGAAGGCAGCCCACAAGGCCACAGUCGAGGAUGUCGAGGAUGAAGAAGCUACUCUUCAUUCGCCGCCAGCUGCUGCAGGCACCACGUCGCUGCCCAUCAGCACCGACCCGUCUCGCGUGGCCACGCCAUCUGCCGACCCGGUCCCUGGCAGCAAGGCCGCGGGCAAGCAGCCAGCUAAAGAGCAGCCAGCCGCCUCGAGACCAACUAUCGAUACUCAGUCUGAGGAGCUCUUCCCAGCCCUUGGCGCUCCCAAGGCUCCCGCUGCUGCUCCUACGUCCAUGUGGUCGAAGAAGCCUGCUACGGUCGGAAAGGCGGCCAACGGCGUCAGCAACACCCAAGCUGCGGCUACCAAUGCAUCUUCCCGCUCGUCUACCCUGGCGUCCGGUAUCGUGACCCCCAGCUCUACGGCUCCAUCCCAGCGUGGUCCAGUCCCUCAGAUGAACCUCCCGGGUCGCUACACCGAGCAGGUGUCGCUGCACCCAUCCAUGAUGACUCCCAGCAACCAGCGCAAGAAGCCUCUCCAGGAUAUUCUGCGCGACAUCAAUAAGCGAUCCCGAGCCAAUGUCGAGAUGAAGCCUGGUCCUGGUGAUGCCCUCACCUUCCAGGGAACUGGGCCUGUUGACGACGUGCGCAUGGCUCUCAAGGAAGUCGCCAACCAACUCUGCUCCAAGCAGAAUCUCAAGCUUCCGGUUCCAAUUGGCGUUCGUGGCAAGAUUGUCGGUAAGCAGGGUGCUACCAUUCAGGCGAUCUCCAAGAAGACAGGCGCGAAGAUCAACAUCUCGAAGCAAGAGGCCGCCGAGAUCCUCGAGGAUGACGACCUCGACGCGACUGUGGACGUGACUAUCGAAGGUGACCCAUUCGCCGUGCAGAUGGCCAAGCAGGACAUUGAGAAGAUUGUGAAUGAGCACACGUCGUCCGCCAACACCCGCCUGAAGCACGUUCCUGCUGAGUACUAUCCUUUCCUGGCCGCCCGAAACAAUCAGCGUCUUCAGUCUCUCCAGCAGGGCCGUAACCUCCGCAUGCAGAUCCCACAAUAUCACACCUGGAACCAACAAGCUCCACCAGAGGCUCCAGGUAACCGCCGACCUGCUGCUUUCGCGCCACAGGCCGGAUUGCCAAUUCAGCUUGGUGGUGACCGACAGGCUGUGGCUGAUGCCAAGGCUGAGAUCGAUCGCCAGGUGCAGGAACUCCAGCGUCAACUGACUCUCGAGCAAAUGCCAGUCGAGCGCGGUCGCCAUCAGUUCAUUGUCGGAGAUCGAGGCACUGAAUUGCACGACUUUGUUGAACAAACCGGAUGCUCGAUCAUUCUUCCUCCCGACCAUGCCGACUCAGAGAUGAUCACGAUUGUGGGCCCGCCUGACAGGAUAGAGCAGGGCAUGGAUAAGAUCAUGGAUCUGGCUUCUAGCAUGGCAAUGGCAACUGCGGAUGUUGCUCGUGCACACAAUUCGGCUCCCCGUGGAGGUCAGGCUCACGCUCAGGACAUCCAUCGCUACCUUCGCCAACGCCAAGCCAUCGAAGAGCUCGAGAAGCAGCACGGCGCCAGCAUUGUGCCUGAUAGCACUGGUUCCUGGCAGAUUUAUGCUCGCGAUGCCAAGGCGGCUCAAAAAGCUCGCAUGGACAUUGUCAACAUGAUUAACGGGCAUCCCCCGAGUCGAUUUCACCCUCUGGAGGUCGACCCGUUCUUCCACCAGCAUCUACGUGAGCAAGCUGCUCGUGAGAUCAGAGAUCAGCAUGGCGUGAGCGUGGUCGUCCCCGACGAAGACGGUUCUCCUGUGCUCCUGGUCUUCGAAGAUCGCACGCCUUCGCCCGAGUACCAGUUACCGCGUUCCGCCCCCUCGGCGCAAGACGCUCAGGCCUUCCAGCAGGCACUACGAGAUGCAGAGCGCCACAUCGCUGAAAUCAUGAACAGCCACCAGGGCAUCGUCUCGAAGGAAGUUGAGGCUCCUGCCAAAUUCCAUGACAAGAUCCGUAGACAUGUUGACCGUCACCACCAGUCGUGUGGAGACAGCCGCAUUCCAGUCCAAGUCAACUAUGGCGGACCUCGACAAGAAGCGCAGAGACGCUCGCAAGCUCCUAACUUGAACUUGCGUGGUCCCCAGGACGACGUGGAUGCCCUCGUGCAGAGUCUGCUUGCGUUCAUCGAACAAGAAAAGCUGGACGAGCUCGAACGCGGCUUCACCCUGAGCUUUGACUUCCCACAGAAGUUUGCCAACCACCUCAUCGGCCGCAAGGGAGAGAACAUCAACCGCCUGCGUGAGGAAUUCGACGUUGAAAUUCAACUCGGUGACGGCAAGUGCGAGAUCAAGGGACCAGAGGCCAAAGCGAACGCUUGCAAGAAGCACAUUCUCGAGCUCGGCAAGAAGCUUGAAGACGAAGCUACUUACAGCGUGCACAUCCCAGCACAGUUCCACAAGGAUUUGAUCGGCCCCCAGGGCAGUCAGGUCAACCGACUUCAAACUCGUUAUGGCGUUCGGGUCAACUUCCCGCGUAACAAGCAAGUCGAGGACGAUGCUUCAGUCGCUGAUGACCGUCGUAACAACCAGAAGCCAGACGAGGUGAUCAUCAAAGGUCCAAGCAAGGGCGCAAACGCAUGCCGUGACGAUCUGCUGGAGCUCCUGCAGUACGUUAAGGAUAACUCGCAUACUGCUAUUGUAUCUGUCGCACAGAGCCAGCUGCCUUCCCUGAUUGGUGCUGGUGGAAAGGAGAUGGACCAGCUGCGCCUUGCCACUGGUGCGCAGAUUGAUGUGCCAAGCUCCAGGGAAGCGGCCAGUCCAAGUGGUCGCGCCGAGAUCAAGAUCAAGGGCUCAAAGAAGGCUGUGGACGAGGCCAAGAAGUUGAUCGAAGAGAAGGCCAAGGUCUUCGACAACACCGUCGUCAAGACUUUGGACGUCGACCGGAAGCACCAUCGCCUCAUCAUUGGUCCACAAGGCACGAACCUACGCAACAUGAUUACAGCGGCCGGUGGUCCUGAAGACCAGCGUCUCCACAACCGCAUGAUCCGCUUCCCCAAGACAGACACCGAGGGCAACGCUAUCCGUAUCGAAGGUCAGAAGGCAGUCGUCGACAGCAUCUGCGCUGCAAUUGAAGCUCUCGUGGCCGAUCAGGAAUCUCAAGUCACGGAGUUCGCUGAGGUCAAGCCAGACAAGCACCGCCUCUUGAUUGGCCGUGGCGGCGAGACUCGUCGCCAACUGGAGCAGCAGUUCAACGUCUCGAUCAACAUCCCUCGUCAGACCGAGACUGGACCACAGCGCUCCCAAGUGCGCAUCAGUGGCAAGCCUGAGGACGUGGAGAAGGCCAAGGCCCACAUCAUGGAGGUGACCAAGGACCAGGAAGGCGAGACCGUCUCUGUGCCUCGCCAUCUUCACCACAUCAUUGCUGACAAUGGGCAAUUCUUCCGUCGCUUGAGGUCUGACCACAAAGUCACUGUCGACCACAGCGGCCAGCGACCACCGCCAAAGCCGUCCACCCCUCAGCCUAGCCGUGCCAGCGGUGGUGCCAUGCCACUGAUUACCGAUGAUCCGGGAGCCAGCUCCGGCAGCCAUUCAUGGGAGACACACGACCUGCACGCUAGCGCAGAGGACGGCGAGAUUCCAUGGAUCCUUUCAGGGUCUUCUCCAGAGGCAGUACAGGCAGCCAAGGCGAAGCUCGAGAAGGGUCUUGAGGACGCUGCUAAGCGGGACACGAUUGGUUUCCUCAUCCUCCCUGACCCACGCGCUUACAGACACGUCAUCGGCCCUGGUGGAUCAGAGAUCAACCGCAUUCGAAAGGAGACUGGCACCAAGAUCCAGGUCCCACGCGAUCAGAACAAGGGCGAAGCAAUUGAGAUCACCGGCGCAAAGGGCGGUGUCGAAGAAGCGAGAGACAUCAUUCUGGAGAUUGUCCAGAACAACGCAUAG
Molecule: messenger RNA, 3999 nt
Organism: Zasmidium cellare ATCC 36951
Lineage: Eukaryota; Fungi; Ascomycota; Dothideomycetes; Mycosphaerellales; Mycosphaerellaceae
Exons: 3
Coding region: 1-3999 (1332 amino acids)
Biological process (GO): nuclear division
Cellular component (GO): nucleus; cytoplasm
Molecular function (GO): mRNA binding
Source: RefSeq, a predicted model, not a curated record